UGACGCUCCAGUCUCGUUCAGAUUAGCCAGUUUACCAACGUUAGCAUUAGCUGGUAAAGCAACGGUUAGCUUGUUAAUGUUAUUAAACUAAGCCAAGGGAGUUAUUGCUUACAGUCAUGGCGUCUGUUUUAGAUGCUCUCUGGGAGGACAGAGACGUUAGAUUCGACAUAACAGCACAGCAGAUGAAAACUCGUCCAGGAGAAGCACUAAUAGACUGUCUGGACUCCAUAGAAGACACAAAAGGAAACAACGGAGAUCGAGGACGAUUGUUGGUCACAAACCUGAGAAUCAUUUGGCAUUCUUUGGCCCUGCCAAGAGUCAAUUUGUCUGUGGGUUACAACUCCAUCAUCAACAUCACAACAAGGACAGCUAACUCAAAAUUAAGAGGCCAAACUGAAGCACUCUACAUCUUGACAAAGUCCAACAACACAAGAUUUGAGUUUAUUUUCACAAAUGUGGUUCCGGGAAGUCCACGGCUCUUUACCUCCGUCAUUGCAGUCCACAGGGCCUAUGAGACAUCUAAAAUGUACAGGGACCUGAAAUUGCGAGCUGCUCUCAUUCAAAAUAAGCAGCUGAGACUCCUGCCCAGGGAGCAAGUGUAUGAUAAAAUUAAUGGAGUUUGGAAUUUGUCCAGUGAUCAGGGCAACCUUGGAACUUUCUUUAUCACGAAUGUUCGAAUUGUGUGGCAUGCCAAUAUGAAUGAGAGCUUCAAUGUCAGCAUUCCUUACCUUCAGAUUUGGUCCAUCAGAAUUAGAGACUCAAAGUUCGGCUUGGCUUUGGUGAUAGAGAGUUCACGCCAGAGCGGUGGCUAUGUGCUCGGGUUUAAGAUUGACCCAGUGGAUAAGCUUCAAGAUGCACUUAAGGAAAUCAACUCACUGCAUAAGGUGUACUCCGCCAACCCCAUCUUCGGAGUGGACUAUGAAAUGGAAGAAAAGCCCCAGCCACUGGAGGAGCUGACAGUAGAGCAGCCUCCUGAUGAUGUUGAAAUUGAGCCUGACGAGCAGACCGAUGCUUUCACUGCUUACUUUGCUGAUGGAAAUAAGCAACAAGACCGUGAAGCAGUUUUCUCUGAGGAGCUGGGCCUCGCCAUUGAGAAGCUGAAGGAUGGCUUCACACUUCAAGGACUGUGGGAAGUCAUGGGCUGAAAUAAUGUGAAAUAAUAAACAAGACGCAACUCAAAAUUAGACUAAAAAGAUGGGGUGCUGGAUCCUUAGUGUAGGUAGUCAAAAAAGAAAGGCUAGGACAGCACUUCAGAAUGAUUGUUUAAUAUUGGCACGCAGGCGUUUCAGGUAAGACACCCCUCUACCCUGUACUUCUAGCCCCGUACAGUCAGCAGGGAUAGGCACCAGCCCCCCUGGGACCCUAAAUAGGAUAAGCGGUUGUAUUUAUUUAUAGGUCAGGUCAAAGGUUGUACAGUUUAUAGAUAGAUACUUUUUUAUGAAAAGUUCAGGACGUAUUUAUUGUGAGGAUAUUUGUAUAAAACCUUUCUUGUAAUGACUAGACUGUGGAUUAUAAUGCAGUUUGU
Epinephelus fuscoguttatus (brown-marbled grouper) is the source of this 1525-nucleotide messenger RNA. RefSeq names its product Bardet-Biedl syndrome 5 (gene bbs5). Gene Ontology annotation, cellular component: ciliary basal body; BBSome. Lineage: Eukaryota; Metazoa; Chordata; Actinopteri; Perciformes; Serranidae. The transcript has 12 exons. Gene Ontology annotation, biological process: intracellular transport; cilium assembly. The record is from RefSeq and is a predicted model, not a curated record. The coding region runs from base 117 to 1145 and encodes 342 amino acids. Gene Ontology annotation, molecular function: phosphatidylinositol-3-phosphate binding.